GCGCGGGCCUCCUUGCCGCCGAGGCCAGGAGACAAAAGGGAAACUGCCUCUGUUCGCCGUGCGGGCUGGGAGCAGCCUGCUCGUCAACCUCCUGCCCGGCUCCGCGAGUCUCCUCCCCCCUCCCUCGGCUGCUGCUCCGCCUCCCUCCCCGCGGGCUGUCCCCGCAGUGCUCCGGGACCCGGCGAGCCUUCGGGGCGCGCGUCGCUGCUGGUGGCUGGGGCUGUAGCGAUAAUAAAUGAUAGAGGAUACAAUGACUUUGCUGUCUCUGCUGGGUCGCAUCAUGCGCUACUUCUUGCUGAGACCCGAGACGCUCUUCCUGCUCUGCAUCAGCUUGGCACUGUGGAGUUACUUCUUCCACACUGACGAGGUGAAGACCAUCGUCAAGUCCAGCCGGGACGCCGUGAAGAUGGUGAAGGGCAAGGUGGCCGAGAUCAUGCAGAACGAUCGGCUUGGGGGGCUUGACGUCCUGGAGGCCGAGUUUUCCAAGACCUGGGAGUUUAAGAGCCACAACGUGGCUGUGUAUUCCAUCCAGGGCCGGAGAGACCACAUGGAGGACCGAUUUGAAGUUCUUACGGACCUAGCCAACAAGACUCACCCGUCCAUCUUCGGGAUCUUUGACGGACACGGGGGCGAGACUGCCGCUGAAUAUGUAAAAUCGAGACUCCCAGAGGCCCUUAAACAACAUCUUCAGGACUACGAGAAGGACAAAGAAAAUAGUGUUCUGUCUUACCAGACCAUCCUUGAACAGCAGAUUCUGUCAAUUGACCGAGAAAUGCUAGAAAAAUUGACUGUAUCCUAUGAUGAAGCAGGUACAACGUGUCUGAUCGCUCUCCUAUCAGAUAAGGACCUCACGGUGGCCAAUGUGGGUGACUCAAGAGGGGUCCUGUGUGACAAGGAUGGAAAUGCCAUUCCUCUGUCUCAUGAUCACAAGCCUUACCAACUGAAGGAGAGAAAGAGGAUAAAGAGAGCUGGUGGUUUUAUCAGUUUCAAUGGCUCCUGGAGGGUCCAGGGAAUCCUGGCCAUGUCCCGGUCUCUGGGGGAUUAUCCGCUGAAAAAUCUCAAUGUGGUCAUCCCAGACCCAGAUAUCCUGACCUUUGACCUGGACAAGCUCCAGCCCGAGUUCAUGAUCUUGGCAUCAGAUGGCCUCUGGGAUGCUUUCAGCAACGAAGAAGCCGUUCGAUUCAUCAAGGAGCGCUUGGAUGAACCUCACUUUGGGGCUAAGAGCAUAGUUUUACAGUCAUUUUACAGAGGCUGCCCUGACAAUAUAACGGUCAUGGUGGUGAAGUUCAGGAAUAGCAGCAAAACAGAAGAGCAGUGAACCCUUCCGGGUCUCAGCUGCCUUCGACUAAAGGACUCCAAACACACUGGUCUCUUUUAAUGUAGUGAAAGGCGUGGGAGUUUCAAUUAGGAUCAGCCACCUAGACGGGGAUUCCCCUCCCUGAUGGUCAUAGGUCUAUAUCCAGUAAUGAACACAGGGUGCUCUUGGCACAUAGCUGAGAGGCUGGAAAAUGGUUUCUUCAUGUGUUCCCAGUUCUUUCCUCCGAUGUUCCACAUGUAUAAAUAUAUAGCUGUAGAUUCACACAUAUGACGUGAACGGCGUAUGUGCCAUAUAGUCUCCCCUUUGGGGUUCUUUUCAAGACCUCUUCCAGGAUUCUCCAGCCACCAGACUCUUUCCUCUCUUUGGAGCGGUGCAUGGGGCAGACCUCCAGAGCUGCGGGAGACAGGCUGCUGCGGCCGCUGUGUGUCUGGGCAGACGGGUCGAUGCCCGCUGCUGAGAGGCAGAGCCAUCCCGAGGAGGCUUUGUCCUCCUGAGCCCAGCUUUUCUGCUCAGCGGCUGCCCAGACACAGAUUUGAAAUGGUUUAUUAUUCCGUGGCUGCUUUUGGAGACAGAGGGAAGUGGGGAGGGUGAGAACCGCCUGUACAGCAGACAUAACCUUUUCCCCUGGCUUCCUUUCUUACUGAAAUAGACCCUGGGUACAACCUGACCCGUCUUUGUGUGUUUAUCCCAAUCGUGCAUGACCUUAGCCUUUUGCUUCUUCUUUACAUUAUGUAAUAGGCAGCUGUGAAACUUCACCACCAGACACCAUGAUUUUUUGUCUUACCAAGAAACCUAUUAGGGGAAAUGAAUAAAGCAAAUCACAACGCCAUAAUUUCUUCAGUCUUUAAGGAUAGAUAGAGGGAAAUAGAGGCCAAAUAAGUCACAGUGCCCCCCUGGGAAAUCUGCUGUUUGCAUCAGGAGAGAAAGCUCCGAUGGUCACCACCCGGAACUAAGCUCCAGCGGCCAUUUUUGGGUGGGUUUUUGCAGCCCACCCCCCCCCAACCCUAGUAACUUCCAAGUGUCUUUUAAGCGGUGUUCUGAUAAGCACAGCCUGGAACUGCGUGUGUGUGUUCCUUGAAGCCAAGUACACAGUUAUCAGCAUGGUCGGGCAUUUGGUGACAAAAUGCUGGCACGUGGUUCUCCUUGAUGGUGGAAAGGCAGCCGCCUGUAACAUUUGGUUGUAGAUCACCGUCCCUACCAGGUAGCUUUCCCCAGGCAAACACAACCCGCUCCACACAGCCCUGCAUUCCGCGGCAACCACGCCGGCAGGGAUUCAAGAUCAAGCUUGUAUUGUUAAGUGGCUUAGAGUUAUUUCAGGGCCAAGCUUGCUGCUCUUCAUGUCCUGUCACCAAAGUCAUCUUUCCAGUGUCAGUAUUUUGUAAAUUAAUUGACAGAGAGUGCCGGGUCAGCCCGUUUGCCUGACUGAGGUGGCUCUAAAAACCAGACAAGAUUUUUGUUGUGUCCCCAUCCCUCUGUGUCUGAAAUGUCAAGCUGUUCGCUUGGUCAUUCUCAAGUGGGCACUUGUCAUUAGAGCUUCUCAAAAGUCCAAUUCACAGGCCACCUGCUGCCCACAGUGCCUCUCCCUCCCCUGCCCUUCUUCAACUGUGGAGCUUUCCUGAAGCAGGUUCCAGGGGAGAACUUGGGAGGGUGAAAGAUUCCCUUGUGGCUGCCAAGGGCUGCAGCCUGUCUCGAUUUCUCCAAGCACUCACCAUCCUUUGACUGCAAUGAGAAUUAAUAAUGGUUUCCCAAGCGAUUUGCUCACUUUUAUAAACUGCAACAUUAGAAUUUCCAUGUUAGAAUUAGAACCCUGGUUAUUUUUUUUUUUUAGCUAUAGAAUGUUCUAGUUCAAAAUAUCUGUCACCAUUUUAGAUUGAAAUAUUUGCCUAAUGAGAGACAGUGAACUCUUGUAUUUGGGGCAGGGGUCAGGAGAGAAAGGUAGGAGACAGGCUGGUUGUGUUCAGUGAUGGGAUGGGCAAGCCAGGUGGCCUGAGCUUGCUUGGAGAUCUAGGACAUUCUGACUCUGGAGAGUUACCAAAGCCCACCAUAUAAAGGAACAAGCAGUUUCAGCAUUUUACGCUACACAGUCCCAUUUCCUUUUUUAUUUCUAACUUAACCCUAAAAUUCAUAUUGACAAGGGACAGAGAUUUUUAAAUUCCAUGAUCAUUGCUACUGUCUAAAAUGAAAACAGACAUGUUUUGGUGAGGACGAACAAGCAAAGCUACAAGAAAUUAGUGUUUUUUCACCUGCACAGGGUCUUCCUCGUGGUGCCGAGGGCAGCAGUGCUCGCCUUCUCCUCCACCUGAGGUUACCGGGUGUCUUCUACAGUUUGCUUUCUAGAAUUAUUCAUUUCUGAAUUUAACCAUUUAGUGUGUGUAUUUCCUACUCCCUUUCAUUCUGCCUCUUUUCCUCCCACUUUGGCUUUAGAUUUUCUUAAAAGACAGACAUUUUAGGCAAAAUAGUAGCUGUUUGAUUAAGAGUUAUAUCUAAAAUCAGAGAGCUUUGCUUCCUUCCCCCAUCCUGGAGCUCUCUCUCUGCCCCUUGUCCAGCUGUUAGGGGUCUGCAGACACCCCCACCUCACCCCACCCUUGGUGCCCUGUGGCUCAUUUUCUAGGGACAAGGGAAAAGUUGAAUCUAGCCUUUAGGCAAAUUGAUUUGAGAAGUUUGCAUGUGAAGCUUCCUUAACCAGCACUGCCAAAGCUUUGGAAUUGUCACAUGAGGCUGCCCAGACUCCCCAGCCCGAGUUCGCAUUGCCAAUAGCCCCAUGGUGCCAAAUUUUGGGACGGUUUUACAGUCUUUUAGAAAUGACGUGGGAAUGAAUGACCACACGCUUAUGAGCCCCCAGCAAGACACCAGAUGCAGAUCUCAGGACCCCUCCAUGCGCCACUGCUGCCCCACUGGCAAUUGGUACUCUUAACAUGGCUUGGGACUUGGGGUCAGGGGGACAAGAUAGGAAAAUUUUUUUUGAAAACUCACUGUAUUUGCAAUUCUCUAAUUAAAGGAGUAGACAAUACUUAUAUUACAAACUCCAGAGCUAGUUCCCAAGGCCUGCAUUAUGUGACCAACUUGCCCAAGGCACUGAGCUCUGAAGUCUAAGGCAGUCUAAUUCUAAUAUAACGUGACUACACAUAUGUACACAUUUCCAGUAACCAGUGGCUAUGUUCUAUUUUUUGCCUUAGAUGGAAGGUACUGGCCUCUUGAAUCUUGUCGAUAUAAUAAGAGAAUUACAGAGAGUAUUUUUUAGAGUGAAGGAGCAUAUGCAAUCUGGAUGAUUUAAAACAAGGCUUAUUUUAUACAACUGUAAUGAUUUCAACCCACAUACAUUCUGUGCAAACGGGAUUGCGUGAGGAUGAUGGCAUCAUUUCAAUCCUAUUAGAAGUAAUUCUGGGAAACUGAUUACAUUAUUGAAUUGGAUCAUUGGGAUAUCUGUCAAUAAAUGAAGGAUACACAAGGGA
Neogale vison (American mink) is the source of this 4770-nucleotide messenger RNA. RefSeq names its product protein phosphatase, Mg2+/Mn2+ dependent 1L (gene PPM1L). Gene Ontology annotation, cellular component: nucleus; cytosol. Gene Ontology annotation, molecular function: cation binding; protein serine/threonine phosphatase activity. The record is from RefSeq and is a predicted model, not a curated record. Gene Ontology annotation, biological process: negative regulation of canonical NF-kappaB signal transduction; positive regulation of canonical NF-kappaB signal transduction; protein dephosphorylation. Bases 236 to 1318 code for a protein of 360 amino acids. Lineage: Eukaryota; Metazoa; Chordata; Mammalia; Carnivora; Mustelidae. The transcript has 4 exons.